This is a messenger RNA of Cylicostephanus goldi, 1233 nucleotides long. Lineage: Eukaryota; Metazoa; Nematoda; Chromadorea; Rhabditida; Strongylidae. The record is from the annotation of a GenBank genome assembly.
AUGGAAACACUGCACUUCAUAUAUCUACCAUGCUCGGCCACAGAGCCAACAUUCUUAGAAGCUACUGCUCUGUUGUUGGCACAUAAUGCACCAGUGAAGGUGAAGAAUUGCGACGGUUGGAAUCCGCUAAUGGAAGCAGUUAGCUACGGCGACAGACAAAUAAUUACCGAAAUGCUUCGCAAGCUAAAGGCACAGUCUCGCACUGGUAUAUCAAGUCGUAAACCCUACCUAAUCAAAAUGAUGGAAGAGAUCGGAGAUUUUUACCUCGAACUUAAGUGGGACUUUCAAAGUUGGAGUGAGUCAGAAAGAGAGCUCUUCCAUUGUGGGAAGGCCAUUUGUAGUGUUGAUUUAGUUCCACUCCUUUCACGUAUGCUGCCAUCUGAUGUAUGCCAAAUAUACAAGAAGGGAACUCAGCUGCGUAUGGAUACCACUUUGGCUGAUUUCAACUUCUUUUCACUAUUCGCUUCUUUGUUUUCUGCCGUCAUAGGGAUUUUGAAGGUUUUUCAACGUGUUCGUCACGAUGAAUCUGAGGCCGAAGUAGACGAAGAAGUUGAUGUACUCAUGUCAUCGGACAUUGUAUCGGCGCAGAUGUCCACGAAGACGAUAACAUUCCGGCAAGCGUUUUCUGGAUGGGUGUUUAAGCAUGCGAGAGAGGAACGAAUCGGUGACUAUGAUGUGAACUUUUACCUCGUUGACGGGAUGAAACUAGUUUCGCGGAAAAGACGAGAACAUCUUACCGCCGAUGACAUCAAAAAGAACAAGUCUUUCAUGCAGUCUUUGGCAAGCGGUGCUGCUGUGGGUGAUGAGGAUUUCAAGAGUCUUCAACACCGAAAAUCUCUGGCUCCUCCUGGUCGUAUGCCCACAACUUGGGAAGAAUAUGUUGGUGCUGCUCCCGGCGCAGCACCGCCUUUGGGUAGAGCACAAAUCCUGAAGCAGAACGAGAAAAACUUUACUGCGAUCAUUGGCAUGAGCGAAGAUUUCCCAAUGCAUGUCGAUGUGUUACUUGACAUCCUUGAAAUUGUUGCCCCGUUCAAACAUCUUGAGAAGUUGCGGCGAUUCUGCGAAGCAAGACUACCACCUGGCUUCCCAGUUCGUGUCGAAAUUCCGCUCUUACCAACGAUUUCGGCAAAGGUCACGUUCCAAAAACUUCAGUUUGUGUCAAAUCUAUCGGACAAACUAUUUUUCAUUCCUACCUCGUACCGUGAAGAUCCAACAAGAUUCCCUGACUUGUGA